GAAUCAGUUUGUCGGUAGGGUAGGGUCGGCUCUAUAAGAUUGUCGGAAUGGCAGCGAAAGAGGGAAGGAGUGAAGGGGAAGAGUUCGUUUACAGGAUUAGCACGGCCAAGGAGUGGGAAGAGUUGCAGAAAAAUGGGCCUAUCUUUGGCGGCGAGCUUGGUAAGUCCACUGGUUGCUUCCACCUGAGCAAUCUCGAUCAGGUAUGGCCAACGUUGCAGAAAUUUUUCAUGAAUGUGAAGGAGGAUUUGUAUCUUCUCCAAAUUGAUGCUAAGAAGCUUAUGGAUGGAUUGAUAUAUGAAUUGGUAGAUGGUAAUGACAGAUUCCCUCAUUUCUACGGUCCAUCUUGAAGCUUCUGCCCUCUUCCUUUAGAUGUUGUUACAAAAGCAGAGAAGCUCUCUCUAUCCGGACGCCAGUACAGUUGUAGUCUGCUAAAUUAGAAUCGUCUCAACUACAAGAUCUCCAUUGUUUGUGGUGAAAGAAAUAAUGUUGAGUUGGCUAU
Messenger RNA from Rubroshorea leprosula, 499 nucleotides. NCBI's taxonomy places the organism in Eukaryota, Viridiplantae, Streptophyta, Magnoliopsida, Malvales, Dipterocarpaceae. The record is from the annotation of a GenBank genome assembly.